CACGUGGAAGUCUGGGGACCGAACCAGAGCCAUCUACCACGACAGUUAGCGCGAGAGCUGCCUGCCUGAUCUUCUCCUCCUUCCUCCGUGGAAGUAGUACCGCCAUUAAAAUUUUCUUCUAGGUUUCAUUAAUGGCGAGCCGGUGGGAAAGAGGGCGAUACCAUUGUAGUGACUAAUGACACGAGGAUGAAGUAGUUCCGUUGCGUAGUCUGGAAAGUUGUGAACCCUAUCUCCAAGGGAAUGAAGCGUUUCGCGGUGAGCCGCCUUCCGUCAAUGGCCAGGCCGGCAGGGCUGGCUCUGAGAUUGAUGAGAAGUGCUGCUUUUGCAUCUGCCAGUGCGGCCAAACCAGAAGGCGGAGUCUCUAUGGUUCAGGGCGCUUCCAGAGGAAUCGGCUUGGAAUUCGUGAAACAACUCCUGGAAAGUAACGACAAUGGCCGAGUUGUAGCUACUUGCCGGAAUCCCAAUGGUGCCACUGGCUUGCUUGAAUUGAAGAAUAAGUACGCUGAUCGGCUCAACAUUUUCCCGUUGGAUCUCACUGCUGAAAAUACCAUAGAGGCAUCUGCAAAGUCCAUUAGGGAACAGUAUGGCUACCUGAACCUUCUCGUGAAUGCAUCAGGGAUCCUGUCUAUACCAAAUGUGUUGCAACCAGAGACGACGUUGAGCAAAGUAGAGAAGUCAUCGUUGAUGCUUGCUUAUGAGGUCAAUGCCGUGGGACCUAUUCUAGUGAUCAAGCACAUGUGGCCUCUGCUGAAGGCUGGAGGAGGGCAAGGUAGGGAAAGAGAUUUUUCAGUUGUGGCAAGUUUGAGUGCCAGAGUGGGAUCCAUUGGAGAUAACAAACUUGGGGGUUGGCACUCUUACCGCAGCUCCAAGUCUGCCCUAAAUCAGUUGUCCAAGAAUGCGUCGGUGGAGUUCGGGCGAAAGAAGGAUCCAAUAGUAUGCCUGGUCCUUCAUCCGGGGACUGUUGAUACCGACCUUUCAAGACCAUUCCAGAAAAAUGUCCCGAAAGAAAAGCUUUUCACCACCGAGUUCUCGGUGCAGAAGCUCCUAAGCAUCAUCAACAAUGCAAAGGCGAACGAUAAUGGCAAAUUCUUUGCCUGGGAUGGCCAGGAAAUUCCUUGGUAGUCUCCCACCUUCAUCCCAGUGCCCUCGGGCACAGUUUGUUUGGUCACAGUCUGCAUCGCAGGCUGCCUUUCUUCCAACAUGGCAAUUUACAGCUGCUGAUGAAUUUAUAGUUGUGAGUUUGGAGUUUUAUAUUUUCUGCCUACAUCAUGGGACUAAAGAUGCGUAAUAGACUAAUAGUUCAAGAAUCGAGAGAAAACACCCUAUAGUUUAGAGAUCGUGAACUAUUUUUGAUGAUUGCUGUCCUGCCUCCAUGCUGCUUCUUGCUCUUGCUGUUUGGCCUAUUUAACGUUGUAUGGUUUCUUUCUCUCUGAGGGCAUCUGUUAGUGUUUGUAAUACUCUCCUGAGCUUAGCAGUUUGCUUUCUUAUCGUUUUCCCUUAUUCUUUUGCCAUCUUGCAGGGGUUUCCCCUGCUUUUGGCCUUUGCUUUUCCAUGUAUGUUCCUGCCUUACUCUUAUGAAUAAAAUGGUUUCACCCUU
Linum trigynum is the source of this 1597-nucleotide messenger RNA. The record is from the annotation of a GenBank genome assembly. NCBI's taxonomy places the organism in Eukaryota, Viridiplantae, Streptophyta, Magnoliopsida, Malpighiales, Linaceae.